UCCACCAACUGUUGAAAGAAAUCCCUGGAGACUCAAGGGACUGAAUCAUCAAAGUUAAGUCUCUCUGAGAUUUAUUGCUAAGAAUGGCUUUAGAUCUAAGAACCAUAUUUCAGCGUGAACCAUCCGAGAAUAAUCUUGGAUCAGAAAAUUCAGAGUUUCCACAAAGUCAAGGACCUGCUAGAGAAGAAGGGAUUUCUGAAUUCUCAAGAACGAUGCUCAAUUCAUUUCAAGACAGCAAUAAUUCAUAUGCAAGGCAGGAAUUGCAAAGACUUUAUAGGAUCUUUCACUCAUGGCUGCAACCAGAAAAGCACAGCAAAGAUGAAAUUAUUUCUCUACUAGUCCUGGAGCAGUUUAUGAUUGGUGGCCACUGCAAUGACAAAGCCAGUGUGAAAGAGAAAUGGAAAUCAAGUGGCAAAAACCUGGAGAGAUUCAUGGAAGGCCUGACUGAUGACAUCAUAAAUCCACCUGCCUUAGUCCAUGUCCACAUGCAGGGACAGGAAGCUCUCUUUUCUGACAAUAUGCCCUUAAAAGAUGUCAUUGUUCAUCUCACAAAACAAGUGUCUGCCAAAACCCCAAGAGAAGCAAACAUGGGGACACCCUUCCAGACUUCCCAAGGUACUUCCUUAGAAACAGGACAAGGACAUGGAGAUGAACAAGAUGGCUGCAACAGUUCUUUGAAAACUACUCAAGUAAAUGAAAGUAAUAUUAAUGAAGACAAUCAAAUAGUUUCUCUAAUCAUCAUCCAGGAAGAGAAUGGCCCUAGGCGUGAAGAGGCAGAUGUUUCUUCUGACGACCCAUACAACUCAAGAAGAACAGAGCUAGUCACUGCUGGAUCCCAGGAAGGGUCCAUAAAUGGAAUUAUUUUUCAAGGUGUCCCUAUGGAGAUGGGAGCAGGGUUUCUCUCUCAGCCAGAGCAGUCAUCCCCUGAGUCUGCCCCUACCCACCAGAGCAAUGAGGGGAACUCCACAUGUGAGGUACAUCAGAAAGGAUCCCAUGGAGUCCGAAAAUCAUACAAAUGUGAAGAAUGCCCCAAGGUCUUUAAGUAUCUCUGUCACUUAUUAGCUCACCAGAGAAGACACAGGAAUGAGAGGCCAUUUGUUUGUCCCGAGUGUCAAAAAGGCUUCUUCCAGAUAUCAGACCUACGUGUGCAUCAGAUAAUUCACACAGGAGAGAAACCUUUUACAUGCAGCAUGUGUGAAAAGUCCUUCAGCCACAAAACCAACCUGCGGUCUCAUGAGAGAAUCCACACAGGAGAAAAGCCUUAUACAUGUCCCUAUUGUAAGACAAGCUACCGCCAGUCAUCCACAUACCACCGCCAUAUGAGGACUCACGAGAAAAUUACCCUGCCAACUGUUCCCUCCACACCAGAAGCUUCCUAAGCUGCUGCUCUGAUAAUGUAUAUAAA
Messenger RNA from Piliocolobus tephrosceles (Ugandan red Colobus), 1405 nucleotides. It is a transcript of the gene ZSCAN4, whose product is annotated as zinc finger and SCAN domain containing 4. Gene Ontology annotation, biological process: regulation of transcription by RNA polymerase II. The transcript has 3 exons. The record is from RefSeq and is a predicted model, not a curated record. Gene Ontology annotation, molecular function: RNA polymerase II cis-regulatory region sequence-specific DNA binding; DNA-binding transcription factor activity, RNA polymerase II-specific. NCBI's taxonomy places the organism in Eukaryota, Metazoa, Chordata, Mammalia, Primates, Cercopithecidae. The coding region runs from base 84 to 1379 and encodes 431 amino acids.